GUACAUGCUUUCGCUUCUUAUUUUGAUGGAUUCGAAAUGGUUGUAUGCGAUCCUUACACUCUUCUUAGUAGAAGGGAUGUGCCAAGGGUGUUUGGAGCAAGAGAGAAUUGCUCUCCUGCAACUCAAGCAAUUCUUCAAUGAUCCUUGGGGGCUGAGAAAUUGGGGGAGAGGAAAGGAAAAUUCAGAUUGUUGUCAAUGGGAAAUGGUACGGUGCAACCCCUUCAGUGGACGAGUUAUUGAACUCCAUCUUGAUCACAUAACGAGGAGUGGAGCUUACAAUUAUCUGAAUGCCUCUUUGUUUCUUCCAUUUGAGGAAUUGAAGAAUCUUUAUUUGGGUGGAAAUGGAAUAGUUGGUUGCAUUGAAAAUGAAGAUUUCCAUAGGCUUUCAAAGUUGAGCAAUUUUGAAUUCCUUGACUUGAGUUGGAAUGACUUCAAUAGCAACAUGUUAUUAUCUUUGAGUGAGCUUUCAUCUCUUAAGUCUCUAAAUCUCGCAGGAAACUACCUUCAAGUGUCGAACCAUACUAAUGGUUUUGAGAGGCUUUCUAAGUUGAGGAGUUUGGAAAUCCUUGAUCUAAGUUACAAUUACUUGAAUAAUAGUAUCUUAAAAUCUUUGAAUGAUCUUUUAUCUCUCAAAUCUCUAUAUCUAGUCAACUGCAACUUAAUAAUGGCAUCAAAUCAUACCAAAGCAGCUGAUUUAGAAAACCUGUCAAGACUCAACCACUUGGAAUUUCUUGACUUAAGUUCUAAUAUGGAUUUAAACAACAUACUAUCAUAUCUAAGUAGUCUUUCAUCUUUGAAAACUCUUAUCCUGUGGAAUUGUGGACUAAAGGGGACUUUGAGUGCUAAAGGUUUCAUGAGGUUUUCUAAUUUGAGAAAUUUGAAAAUCCUUGAUCUAAGUGGCAAUGACCUGAAUAUUAAUAUCUUAACAUCUUUGAGUGAACUUCCAUCUCUCAAGUCUCUGAGACUAGCAUAUUGCAACUUAUUGAUAGCAUCAAACCAUAGAAACGGAGCUGAUUUUGAAAAGCUAUCAAGACUUCACCAUUUGGAAUUUCUCGACUUAAGUGAUAAUACGGACCUAAACAACAACAUUCUAUCAUAUUUAAGUAGUUUUUCAUCUCUAAAAACUCUAAUCCUGUCCAAUUGUAGACUAAAUGGGACUUUGAGUACAAAAGAAUUGGGCAAUCUAAGAAACUUAAAGGUGUUAGACAUAAGCUUUAAUAACAUUGAAAGCCUCAAAUCUUCCCAAGAUGAUCAAAAUUUGAGGUUUGUCCAUCUAGAGGUCCUUGAUAUGAGUAAUAAUUUCUUCAACAACAAUGUGUUAUCUUUCGUCAGUGAAUUUUCAAAUAUAAAAUCUUUGAAUAUAGAAGAAAACAAUCUAAAAGGAUUAGUAGAUGUCACAAAAUUUGAUGCUUUAAGAAGCUUAGAAAAGCUAUUCAUGAGCUACAACAAACUCGACCAAUUUGUUUCCACUAAUGCAAAUACAAGCUUCAGCAAGUUAAAAACUCUCUAUCUUAAUAAAAUAUUUCCUGAGGAAAGCAGUGUGCCAGCACAGUUAUCACUCAAGGCAUUCCCAUCACUUAAGAAACUCUACUUAAAAGAAAAUUAUCAUCUAAACCAAACCUUGGUUAUUCAAACUUCACAAGUUUUGAGCAAUCUAGAGGAACUUUUCUUGGAUCAGUCCCCUCUUAGCAUUAACUUUCUACAAAAUAUUGGGGCAUUAGCUUCUCUCAGGUCAAUAUCUCUAAAAAAUUGUGGGGUCAUAGGAACCUUACCAACUCAAGAUAGAAACAAUUUUGAAGGGGAGAUAUUGAAUGUCUACUUUUCUAGGUCUUCAUAUCUAAACAUAUUGGACAUUAGCAACAACAAUUUGUCAGGGGAGCUUCCAAGAUGGAUAAAGAAUCUCACUUAUUUGCAAGAAUUGGAUUUGUCUAGCAAUCACUUUGAGGGUUCCAUUCCAGAGGAAUUUUGCUAUAAUGCUGAGCUUGAGCUUCUGGACCUAUCUCACAAUAAUUUAUCCGGAUCUUGGAGAAAACAACCUUUCUGGAAGCAUUCCACAAUGGAUCAGCUCCCUUUCUGACUUGAAUAUCUUGUGUUUAAAAGUUGGUGUAGUCUUGUACAUAAAUCCAUAUUGGUAACAGGCAUGGUUUUAUUUGAUUGAGAGGUGUCACCAAUUGCUACUACUUAAUCUUGGAUAAUCUUCCAAGAUUGUAGUAUUGUAAUAAUGUAAUUAAUUUGUCUAUUAGGAUGUAUGAUGUAUCCUCAUCCAUGCCAAGUUUUUAUGAUGCAAUUCAAUUUUCAUGAAUUAGAACCACUUAAUUUGCUUUUCCUUGAUUAGUUAUGACUAAUUUAAAUGGAGACCAUUAUUCUAGACUAGUAAAAUUUAGUUGUUAAC
Messenger RNA from Rubroshorea leprosula, 2392 nucleotides. The record is from the annotation of a GenBank genome assembly. Lineage: Eukaryota; Viridiplantae; Streptophyta; Magnoliopsida; Malvales; Dipterocarpaceae.